Messenger RNA from Pararge aegeria (speckled wood butterfly), 1505 nucleotides. RefSeq lists its product as uncharacterized. The transcript is spliced from 10 exons. NCBI's taxonomy places the organism in Eukaryota, Metazoa, Arthropoda, Insecta, Lepidoptera, Nymphalidae. Gene Ontology annotation, cellular component: membrane. Gene Ontology annotation, biological process: G protein-coupled receptor signaling pathway. The record is from RefSeq and is a predicted model, not a curated record. The coding region runs from base 27 to 1505 and encodes 492 amino acids. Gene Ontology annotation, molecular function: peptide binding; G protein-coupled receptor activity.
UGAUAUCAGAACUGAGAAGCUCCAAAAUGUCGGCGGGAUCGGCUGUGGCUAUGAUCGGGGCCAACCUGCGGUUUGGCUCAGCGGGCGCAACAAACUCUUCCGUCGUGAACAAUACAAGGCUGUGUCCACCAGGGGGUGCUGCAAGCGCUGCCGCUUUGUUGGCGCUAUCUGGGCUUGGUAUAUCUGCGAACAUCGCGCUUAUGGCGGUCAUACUUAGCAAGAAACAGUUGAGAAGGUGGUCGCAUGGUCUACUAUUCCACCAGGCGGUUGUGGACUGUGCGCGAGCAGCAAUAUUACUUCCUCUUGGCAUCGCUGUAUUCCGAUGUCAGCCUGUGUACAAGUGUUCACUAGUGGAAACUGCGUUCCUAUUACUUGUAACAGUAUCCACUGUAAACAUGCUGACAACGGUACUAAACGAUAGCCCUAUAUUCCCAGAAAAUGAGGAGGAACAAGCUGAUUUAUCGGCUCCUUUACUAAUGGAUAGUCCCCAGUGCGUCCUUUUCGGCACAUUUAUGAUAUGGUUCGCGUCAAUUACGAUAAAUCUCGGACCCACUUUCUUAUCGGGAGCAUUGGCGGCAAGCGCCGGUUCGUACAGCUCUUAUGGCCCAUCACCGUCCUGCCCUUUAGUGCGAGGACCUUUUAGACAUUACGUUCUUAAUGCGCUAUGGAUAGGUGUUAACGCUGUCUGCGUUGGAUUAACACUAUUCCAUUUACGGAAACUCCAUCGGGAUCUCACUAAGGCUAACGUAGAGGCUGUACGAGUUGCUGGUCUAGUGACCACGCUAGUCAGCAUGGCAGGUGACAACAGGCGCAUGGACUCGCUGCCCAACAGCGUUGGACCGAGGACGGUAGAUGGAACUCUAGCAGAUGGUCAAUGUCGUCCGAUGCGUAGUGCCAACCUUCCUCUCGGAGGCGGUCGCAGACUGAGAGGUUAUCUAGCUAGAGUGGAACGCGAGGGAGUCCGUCGAGUUCGCAUGUUCCUGGUUAUCACCGCAGCAUACGUUUUGUUCUGGGGGCCACUUUUCAUCAUAACGUUACUGCAUCACCCAGCACUGACUUCACAUGUCGCAUAUGAAUUGUACUUUCAAAUCACGCUGCACAUAUCGUAUGUACAUGCAGCCGUAAACCCGUUGCUGUUCCUUGCACUGCAUCGCGCGUUACGUCGUGCUGCCCUUCAACUUUGCUGCGGUUGCUGCGUACACUGGAGUCAGUUUGUGCUGGCUCUUACAGCGGCUGCUCAGUCACCUCUCGCGCCGUCAUCGUUUUCGCCGGCCGCGGCUUCCCCGGAGCCGCCACCCGCGCCUCCCCCGCCUAUGGCACCCCCUGCGCCCCCGCCGCACCCCGGCCCGCCCGCGCCACACACGAUGAUGAGUUGGGAGGUUGAGGAGUGUGAUGCAGAGAGUAUGUCGAGUGCGCGUGUGCAGGGAGACGAGGAUAUGAUGGAGUCGUGGAGCGGCAGCGUGCGACGGCCGCGUUCGCCGAGCCCGCUCCUGCCCGCCAUCUGA